GUUGUGUUGUGCUGUUGUGCUAUUUGUUCUGCUAGGCUGUCCUGUCACAGUCAUAUGAUUAUAGUAUAUUAGUAAAUUGGUUUUGGUUAGGAUGAUGGAGUAUACUUCCUAGUUAUUAUGACCUGGUAGAAAUCACUUAGUGUAAUACACCAUAAUUUCCCAUAACAAUAAUUGUUUCGCUAUUUUCUAGCCAAAAUAUUAGUGAAGACCGUUAUUUUGCAUUAAUAAGUUGAUCAUUCACGUCUUAUUUUGAAAACAAAAAUCAGGCCAAUCAGUACUUCGGCAAUGGAGUUUGAAGGAAAAUAUAAUACUAAAAGUCCAGCUGUAAAGCGUCUCAUGCGAGAAGCCUGUGAGCUGAAAGAUGCUACUGAGGAAUACUGCGCCCAUCCUGUGGAGGACAAUCUGUUCGAGUGGCACUUCACAGUCCAGGGACCUCCGAGCACAGAGUUCGAGGGUGGACUCUACCAUGGCAGAAUACUGCUUCCCACGGAAUACCCGAUGAAGCCUCCCAACAUCAUUUUGUUGACGCCAAAUGGUCGGUUUGAAACUCACAAGAAGAUAUGCUUGAGUAUAUCCGGCCAUCAUCCUGAGACCUGGCAACCAUCGUGGUCAAUCCGCACAGCUCUUUUGGCUUUGAUAGCAUUCAUGCCAACACCAAGCAGCGGAACCAUUGGUGCCAUUGAUUAUCCACCCGAAGAACGUCAACUGUUGGCAAAAAGGUCUCAAUCAUGGGAAUGUCCCAUAUGUGGGAGACUGUCUAAUAUAUUGAGUAAAAGUUCUUCGGGAAAACCAGUUUCUCAGGAUGAAUCCAACUUUAUUCAGAACGUAGUUUUUAAGGCAGAGGAACAGACCAGUGAAGGGAGCAGUGAAGUGGAUGGUGAACCUCAAAACCUAGAAAAUGGGAGAAACACAAUAGGGAAAUGAGACAGAUAUGGCCCAAGAAAACCAACCAUCUGGCUCCUCUGUCUUUGACUCCUUAAGCAACAUUUUAAUUGGGCUGAUUAUGGCAGUAAUAGGGUUCAUAGUGUACAGAAGGAUCUUCCUCUUAUAAUACCAUUUCUUGUACCUACAGUUAAUUAUUACUAUUACGUCUUUCAGUGAAUUCUGCUAAGAGACAGACGUUUCAUGUUAAUGAGUAUUUGUUAAUAAGAUAAUAUUGUUUACCAGAUAAAAAUUAAAUAAUGUACAAUCGACUUUAUUGAUGGCCAUAUCAUUAAUGCAUUUUGAAAUUUAGUUUGUUAGUUUCAGAAUAUAAUGUUGAGUAAUAUUUUUAGAAGCCUAUGUAACCUGCUAUUUUUCUAGUUUGUUCUCGUAUAAGAAAAGCCAAAUAUUCUGAAGGUAUUAAACACUUAUAGAAUGAUCUAUAUUCUAGAUUUUAAUUUUUUUCAUUAACUUUACUUUUUUAAUAUGUAGAUUGAGUAAUUGGAAAACUGAAUUGUGAAAAUAGUAUAAUGGCCAGUACUAUUAUACUAUAUUCCUAGUUAAUUUCAUUCCAUUAUACUGCAUAUUUGUAGUAUAUGACCCUUUAGGUUCUUUGAGUGUUUGCAUUUUUAUCUACAUUACCCAUACAUAUGGGCUACAAAUGAUCAUUGUUUGUUUUAAUUUAGAAAAGUUAUAUGGAUUAAAGAUAAAAUAUUUUAAUACAGUAGUUGUUAUGGUUUUCAAAAUAUUUAUGUACUCAUUUGAUUAACAUGGCAUGGUUAAUGAACCAUGGUGCUUUUCAGAUCUGUGGCUUAUUUUGAUCAGCAAGUUUUCAAAGUUACUCUUGAGUUUUUAUUAAUUAGUAAUUCUGAUUGUAAACAAUAUUUUUACCCUUUUUACCAUUUACAGAAUAGAAAUGCCUAUUAUGUAAAUAUCCAAAUUGACAAAGUAAAACUUAACUAAAGAAUUUAUAACAUUUACAGUCACAGAUUUUUUAAAUGGGAUUGUGCCAAUAGAUAUAUGCCAUUCAUGAACUUUAAAACCCCAAUCUACUGGAUAAAGUAAAGAUAAACAAGACAAUGCUACAGCACUUGAAGAGUUAUUUAUUUUUAUUUUCCCUUCAACCUUUCUUGCUGAAUUUUGCUACAGUUAUCAAUACCUUGUACAAACAAUUAUCUAUACCUUGUAAUACCAAAGUAGAAUUUGUUAGUUAUUAUUAAGUUAUA
Messenger RNA from Homalodisca vitripennis (glassy-winged sharpshooter), 2147 nucleotides. Its product is annotated as ubiquitin-conjugating enzyme E2 J1-like. The record is from RefSeq and is a predicted model, not a curated record. The transcript is spliced from 5 exons. NCBI's taxonomy places the organism in Eukaryota, Metazoa, Arthropoda, Insecta, Hemiptera, Cicadellidae. The coding region runs from base 286 to 924 and encodes 212 amino acids.